GUCGCCACUCCAGUGGCCGAGUGCAAAACAAUGGGAGAAGGGUAGUGUGGUGAUCGACAAUGGUAAAUUAUGGUGAUCUGAGGUUUUCCACCCUAGAGAAGAUUCCCGCAGUAUGCGUCAAGUGUGUCUGUUGCGGUUGCGAUAAUAGCUGUCACCACCCGCACCAGCUGGCUGAAGGACUCGCAAACGUCGCAUCCGAUUCCUCGCCCCAAAAGAUGGCAAAACGGCAACUGUUCCUGAUGUCCUCGUCCGCCCUGCACGGGUACGAGUAUCUGCAGCAUGCGGAACAGGAUCUCACCCGGUUUCUGCAGAGCAACAAGGUGAAACAGGUCGUGUUCGUACCCUACGCUCUCACCGACCAGCAGGCGUACACGCGGCGCGUUGCCACCGUGCUCGAGCGCUGGGGAUUUGGCUGCGUUGGUCUCGAUGCGACCGCGGAUCCGGUGCAGGCGGUGCAGGAAGCGCAGGCGAUCUACAUUGGCGGUGGCAACACGUUCCUGCUGUUGCGCACGCUGUACGAGAAGCAGCUGGUAACGGUAAUACGCGAGCGUGUGCUGGAGCACGGCGUACCGUACGUCGGAAGCUCCGCUGGCACGAACGUGGCAACACGCAGCAUCCAGACGACCAACGAUAUGCCGAUCGUGUAUCCGCCCAGCUUCGAUGCGCUCGGGCUAGUGCCGUUCAACAUCAACCCGCACUACCUGGAGCCGGAGGAGGGCAGCAAGCAUCGGGGCGAGACGCGUGAUCAGCGAAUCCAGCAGUUCCACGAGCUUAACGAUGCGCCGGUGCUCGGAUUGCGCGAAGGUGCCUCGCUGCUGGUCGAAGGGAACCGCGCCACACUCGUCGGAACCUUCUCUGCGCGUCUAUUCCGCAAGGAUGCGGAUGCCCCAACGGAGCACGAACCGGGCACGGACUUUAGCUACCUGCUCUAGACCCCUGGACAAAUAUUUCUGAUCAGCGCGCAAAUAAACACUUCCCCCCCGUUCUCUGAAACCUCACAAA
Messenger RNA from Anopheles aquasalis, 1002 nucleotides. Its product is annotated as alpha-aspartyl dipeptidase. Gene Ontology annotation, molecular function: serine-type peptidase activity. NCBI's taxonomy places the organism in Eukaryota, Metazoa, Arthropoda, Insecta, Diptera, Culicidae. The record is from RefSeq and is a predicted model, not a curated record. Gene Ontology annotation, biological process: proteolysis.